Messenger RNA from Cetraspora pellucida, 2169 nucleotides. NCBI's taxonomy places the organism in Eukaryota, Fungi, Glomeromycota, Glomeromycetes, Diversisporales, Gigasporaceae. The record is from the annotation of a GenBank genome assembly.
AUGGCCAACAACACUCCCUCAAAAAAUCCACUUGCUCCUGUUACAGCUGCUGUUUCAAAGAUAGCAGCUUCGAAUGUUGUACAAGAAACCCGCAAUUUGUUAUUUCAUCACAUACAUAACACAAAGGAAAGUAAAGAAGUCUUUGCGGAUUUUGUAGCGAUAAUUCGUUCAAAACCAUUCAGCAAAUUAUCUCAGGUAGAGAGGGAAAUACAUAGAAAAAAACUUGAAGAUACGUGUAGAAAACUAUUAACUCGACUAAGUCGUGUUGGCCUAAAGUAUGAGGUUCGACGUGGAUCCGAAGACUUGAUUUUUGUAUUUAUCUUAUGUCCUCUAGAUAGACUUAAGCAGGAAUGUGAAAGGUCAAGAAUCCAUGAUUGGCUCGUAGGUGCUCGUAUUCGCGAUAUUGAUGAGAAUAUAGAUGGGCCUCUUUCAGACGCAGAACGAUUGCGUCUUGUACAUGAUAUAAUUACAAACCCUCUUUCCGAAGGAGGUGCCAAUAUUAAUCCAGGAUUAAGUGAUUUUGAAUUGAUUGAAGGCUUUUUACCUCUUCAAGAUAGAUCCUAUAAUGAGGAUUGGAUGAUAGCCUGGUCAACGAAAUGGAUGAUUGAUAAAGAUGAUUUACUUCGACUAAGAAACCAUUUUGGUGAAAAAAUUGCAUAUUAUUUUGCGUUCCUUCAAUUUUAUUGUAAAUGGCUUGUUAUGCCAGCAAUUGCUGGACUAGUGACAUAUUAUUCUGGUGCACAAUAUUCAAUACCAUUCAGUAUAUUCACUGUUAUUUGGUCAGUUACAUUUGUCGAAUUCUGGCGUCGUAAAGAAUAUGAAUUGGCUGUGUGGUGGGGAGUUCGUCAUUUUUCACGUAUAGAAAGACGCAGAACUGAAUUUAGGGAAGAAUGCUUUAUCAAAAAUCCUGUUACUGGUGAACAAGUCCCAUAUUUUUCUCCGUGGAGAAGAUGGCUAAGGAGGACCCUCGCAGCGCCUGUAAUACUCAUUUUCAGCAUAACUUUAUCAUUAUCUUUACUCUUUUACAUAAUGAUUGAAGUCAUAAUGUCUGAAUAUUACUCAGGACCUUUCAGAGAUCAAUUAAUUUUCCUUCCGACCAUUAUAUAUUGCCUGCUAAUCCCGACUUUGAAUAGUUUUUAUAUCAAUGUCGCAAAACGAUUAAAUGAUUAUGAAAACUAUGAAACAGAGUCAAGCUAUGAAUUCAAUUUAACACAAAAAAUUUGUGUGGCUAAUUUCCUGAUUAGUUAUUUGUCGAUACUCUUUAUAGGAUGGAUUUACGUCCCAUUCAGUACAGAAAUUGGAUAUUUCUUCCAAGAAUUAUUCAAUCGGUUUGGCUUUUCGAUGACCAUUAAGAAAGUCGGACCGGAAAGGCUCGUGACUGAACUAAAAUAUUUUGUCCUGACAGCUCAAGUGUUGAACUUGUUUAUGGAGCUCAUCCUACCAUAUCUGAUUCGAUUUGGAUCAUUUAGUAUGAAAAGGAUUAAAAAUAAUGGUGCUACUAAAGACGGCGGGAGAAACGAAGAUGAAUCAGCAUUCUUAAAGAGAGUUAGGAAAGAAGUGAAAUUGCCAGUUUAUAAAAUUUAUGAAGACUAUGCGGAAAUGGUUACACAGUAUGGUUACGUAUGCUUGUUUUCUACGGUUUGGCCAUUGACGCCAUUAUUCGCGCUCAUAAACAAUUGGAUUGAACUCCGUUCUGAUGCAAUAAAAAUAUGCGAGCAUACAAGGAGACCAAUUCCUAGGAGAGCUGAUAGUAUUGGUCCAUGGCUUGAUAAUUUAGUAAUUCUUACAUGGUUUUCAUCAAUUACAAAUCCAUCUUUUAUCUACAUAUAUCAUCCGGAUAACAAAGUCCUUACAUCUCCUUUAUCAGUGGUGGUGGUCAUCGCUCUUAUUUGGUUUACUGAACAUAUUUUCAACGUAGUUCAUUAUGUUAUAAAACAAAUGUUGGAAGCUUUACCAAGUGCGGCAGAUGAUCUCGUACAAAAAGAGGAGUAUGAGUUGAAAAAACGAUUGCUAGAAAAGGCUGGAAUAUCUUCGGGGUCAUCACAUCAUGAAGACAGUGAUGAUGAAUCAAUUAAGAAAAGGGAAGACAGUGAAUGGUUCUGGCAUUCAGGCCACGCGCCUAAUAUUGAGGAAGCAUUACAAGAAAUAAUGCAAGAUAAGACGGAAUGA